Planococcus citri (citrus mealybug) is the source of this 1234-nucleotide messenger RNA. RefSeq names its product ephrin type-A receptor 4a-like. Lineage: Eukaryota; Metazoa; Arthropoda; Insecta; Hemiptera; Pseudococcidae. The record is from RefSeq and is a predicted model, not a curated record. Gene Ontology annotation, molecular function: protein tyrosine kinase activity; ATP binding. The coding region runs from base 7 to 393 and encodes 128 amino acids. Gene Ontology annotation, biological process: protein phosphorylation. The transcript has 3 exons.
UUGCCUAUGCCCCGGAUGGCGCCAGAAAGCGUCACUAACUUCAAAUUCACGCCAAAAAGCGAUGUAUGGAUGUAUGGUGUCAUGUUAUGGGAAGCGUUCAACAAAGGCGCCCAACCUUAUCCACAUUUGAAAACUGAAGACGAAUUGCGAGAAAUAAUUAAUGCAGGAGGUGAUCUCACGCCACCAGUUGGAUGUCCGGAUAUCAUUACUGAAAUAAUGUUGCUGUGUUGGCGGAUCAACCCGGAAGAUCGAAUAAGCUUUGCUGCAAUAAUUGAAAAAUUGGAUCCAGUUGUGCAGAACUUUGAUGCCAUUACAGAAAAUUUGAAUCCAGUUGUGCAACCGUCAACAUCUGGGUUGCAAAGUGCCCCAGAGAACCUGGAAGAUGCUGAUUGAAAAUGCGAGUUCAAGAAAUUAUACGAAGCGCUCCAACGUCCCUUAGGCUCAAGAAGCCAGAAGAGGCUGCCUUAAAACAGCUCAAUAAACUUGAAGCGGUUUUCCAAUGCUCGGACCUGAGCUAGUUAUAGUUAUUCAAACUUAGUCUAAAAUUGGGAUGCUAUUUGUAAAAUCUCAAUUCUAACCACUUUUAUUUUUCAUGUACUCGUAAUUAGAAUUAGUUAGUAUUGUAUCUACGAAUUGUAAGAUCCCGCCGAACAUUUCGUGUCAUUUUACUGUCACCGACUCGCCAAAACAUCGUCAAUUCUGUGUCAAGGAAUUUCAACCAAUCAGAAAAGAGGUGGCUCCACCUACUUUCCGGUUUCAGGUUUCGCGAAGAUUUGACGCUGUCAAUAAGUGGUCAAAUUUGCGUCAAAUUUGCGUCAUGCAAUCCAUGACACAAAAUUGGCAAAAAUAUGACAUGGUAUUGACAAUUUUUCAAGGACACUGAAUUGACAAUUAAUGUAGUGAAACAACAACAAGUCUUUGACGUGAUUUUGACGCUUAUGUGACAGUUUAGUGACAUAUCUUAAAAAUUGUCAUUUGUUGAGCAAUUUUUUGUUUUGUGAUAAUUUUUGAGUUACAAAACCAAUCAAUUUUUUUCCAAAAUAAGUUUUACAGGUACAUAUGUACCUGUGUAAUUCCGUUUGGAAUUUUCUAUUUUUGUAUCUAUGUAAUUUUGUUUGAAAUUUUUUAUUUUUAUUUUGGUGAUGAAUUAAUUGAAUAUUGUAUACAAUCGGCCAAGGUUUUACCUGGUUGACCCUAAUUUUAACUAGAUAAGAAUUUUUUUUUUGUUAAUUAA